Heterocephalus glaber (naked mole-rat) is the source of this 4112-nucleotide messenger RNA. It is a transcript of the gene Ufl1, whose product is annotated as UFM1 specific ligase 1. Gene Ontology annotation, cellular component: endoplasmic reticulum membrane. Gene Ontology annotation, molecular function: UFM1 ligase activity. Gene Ontology annotation, biological process: response to endoplasmic reticulum stress; regulation of proteasomal ubiquitin-dependent protein catabolic process; protein K69-linked ufmylation. Lineage: Eukaryota; Metazoa; Chordata; Mammalia; Rodentia; Bathyergidae. The record is from RefSeq and is a predicted model, not a curated record.
UUCUUGUCCCUGCGCGCGGCCCGUCCCGUCUCUGUGCCUCCACGACUGUGCUCCUGGGGUUGACGUGUCGGCAGUUCCUCAGAGUCGGCUAGAUAGGUCGUGAUGGCGGACGCCUGGGAAGAGAUUAGGCGGUUGGCAGCUGACUUCCAACGGGCGCAGUUCGCCGAGGCUACGCAGAGGUUGUCAGAGCGGAACUGUAUUGAAAUUGUGAAUAAAUUGAUUGCUCAGAAACAGCUAGAAGUAGUUCACACGCUUGAUGGAAAGGAAUAUAUUACUCCAGCCCAGAUUAGUAAGGAAAUGAGAGAUGAGCUACAUGUCCGAGGUGGUCGAGUUAACAUUGUUGAUCUACAACAGGUAAUUAAUGUCGACUUGACUCAUAUUGAAAAUAGGAUUAGUGACAUUGUUAAAUCAGAAAAACAUGUGCAUCUAGUUCUGGGACAACUAAUAGAUGAGAACUAUUUGGAUCGGUUAGCAGAAGAGGUAAAUGAUAAAUUGCAAGAAAGUGGUCAGGUAACCAUAUCAGAAUUGUGCAAAACCUAUGACCUUCCUGGAAACUUUCUAACACAGGCACUAACUCAGCGACUUGGUAAAAUUAUCAAUGGACAUAUUGAUCUUGAUAACAGAGGAGUAAUUUUUACUGAAGCUUUUGUAGCUCGACAUAAAGCACGCAUUCGUGGACUGUUCAGCGCUAUUACCCGGCCUACCGCAGUGAAUUCUCUGAUUUCAAAAUAUGGAUUUCAGGAGCAGCUUCUUUACUCUGUACUUGAGGAACUUGUUAAUCGUGGACGUUUACGAGGCACUGUGGUUGGUGGAAGACAGGAUAAAGCAGUGUUCAUUCCUGACAUCUACUCCAGGACACAGAGUACUUGGGUAGAUUCUUUUUUCAGGCAGAAUGGCUAUCUCGAAUUUGAUGCUUUGUCCCGCCUUGGAAUCCCAGAUGCUGUAAACUAUAUAAAAAAAAGGUAUAAGACUGCACAACUCUUAUUUUUGAAAGCAGCUUGUGUUGGUCAAGGACUUGUGGAUCAAGUGGAAGCAUCAGUAGAGGAAGCCAUCAGCUCUGGAAGUUGGGUUGAUAUUUCACCCCUGCUACCCAGUUCUUUAUCAGUGGAAGAUGCUGCCAUGUUGCUUCAACAGGUGAUGAGAGCAUUCAACAAACAGGCUUCAGGUGUAGUCUUUAGCAACACGGUUGUGGUCAGUGAAAAAUUUAUAAAUAACUGUGUAGAACUGUUCAGUGAACAGAUGCACCAAAAAGCGGAAAAGGAAAUAAAAAAUAAUCCUGUGCAUUUAAUCACUGAAGAUGAUCUGAAAGAAGUCUCCAUUUUAGAAAAUGUUAACACAAAUAAAAAGGAUAAAAAAGAUGAGCGCAGGAGGAAAGCAACAGAGGGCAGUGGAAGUGUGAGGGGAGGAGGCGGGGGCAAUGCCAGAGAACACAAAAUUAAAAAAAUCAAGAAGAAAGGAAGAAAAGACGAUGAUAGUGAUGAUGAGUCCCAGUCAUCUCACGGAAAGAAGAAGCCAGAGAUAACUUUCAUGUUCCAGAAUGAGAUUGAAGAUUUUUUAAGAAAACACGUACCAGAUGCCCCUGAAGAAUUUAUUUCUGAACUUGCUGAAUACUUAAUAAAACCUCUUAACAAAACCUAUCUCGAGGUGGUACGUUCAGUAUUCAUGUCUUCAACUUCUGCUGCUGGAACUGGUAGAAAACGCACAAUCAAGGACUUACAGGAAGAGGUUUCAAACCUUUACAAUAAUAUUAGGUUAUUUGAAAAGGGGAUGAAGUUUUUUGCAGAUGAUACACAGGCUGCUCUUACCAAGCACUUGCUGAAGACAGUGUGUACUGAUAUCACUAACCUCAUUUUCAACUUCUUAGCUUCAGAUUUAAUGAUGGCAGUAGACUCUCCUGCAACCAUUACAAAUGAAGUAAGAAAAAAAAUUUUAAGUAAGUUGCCAGAAGAAACCAAAGUAAUGCUCACAAAACUCCACAACUCUCUGAAUGAAAAAAGCAUAGAAGACUUUUUUUCUUGCCUAGACUCUGCAGCAGAAGCUUGUGAUAUUAUGAUGAAAAAGGGAGAGAAAAAGAAGGAAAGGCAGAUACUGUUCCAGCAUCGACAAGCACUGGUUGAACAGCUAAAAGUCACAGAAGACCCUGCUCUUAUUCUGCACCUUACAGCAGUCCUCUUGUUUCAGUUCUCAACCCACAGCAUGCUCCAUGCACCUGGAAGAUGUGUCCCACAGAUCAUUGCUUUUCUUAAUAAUAAAAUUCCAGAGGACCAGCAUACACUUCUGGUAAAGUAUCAAAGUUUGGUUGUAAAACAGUUAGUAAACCAAAAGAAGACUGGGCAGGGAGAGGAUUCCUUGAGUGAGGAAUUAGACAAAGAACAACAUGAUGUCACCAAUACCACUCGUAAAGAGCUCCAAGAACUUUCUUCUUCCAUUAAGGACCUUGUUUUCAAAUCCAGGAAAUCAUCCGUGACAGAAGAGUAAUAUCUUAAUUUACUUUUGUUCUAUAGUGAGCAUUUUUCCCAAAGUUAAAUGUGAGUGGUCAAAAAUAUUGUCACUCACAGCUCCUUUCUUCCCCCAUCAGCCUCCUCCCCCACACACAGUUCAGAUAAAAUAGUAAUGUUGUAUUAAAUGUAAAUCUUUGUGUUUUUUUGUUUUCUUUUUGGUACCGGGGAUCGAACUUUGGUCCUUGUGCUUGCGAAGCAGGUGGCAGAACCACUGAGCUAAAUCCCCAGCCCAAAUGUAAAUCUUAUAAAGAUGUGAAUUUUGUAAAUUGAAUUCUCAUGGAACUCUUCAUUUUCACAUAAACUUUAUGUGGAAUUUUUCACAUAAAAAUUAUUUUCACAUAAUUCUAAGUAAUUGUAUGUUUCUGGUUUAUUUUCUUCAAGAUGGUAAACAAUAAAUUUUUUGAUACUUUUCAUUUCUUAAGAAAGGACUUAUGUGCUAUUUGAUUUUCAAGUACUAUUACUAUAUUUGUACACAUUUAGGCAGAAACUUAAAAUGUCAUGGCUUUUAAAAAAGAAAAAUACCUUUGGUGUGUGAGAAAUAAAAUAACUCAUUUUAAAAUUAAUGGAAAAAUGUUUCAAAACCAAAAUACAGAAAUUUUCAAAUAUAUAUAUAUUUUUUUCUAAGCCUUGCUCUUAUUAAGUACCUGUGUGAUAAAUAAUUAAUCUGCUUUUUCCUAUGGUGAGAGGAUUUAAAUCAUUAGAACUUUCUUUUCCAAAAAUAGAAACCUUGUUUAUUAAAAAAAAAAAAAAAAGAUAUUCUUGCCUUCUAAAGAUUACUAGUUAAAAGUAACUAAAAUGGUUCUUUGGAGUAAUCAUUUCAACCAAAGGAAUUUUAAAGAACAAUUUUAUUGUUUAUCAAAAGAAAUUUAGUUAUUUUUAAUAUGAUGAUAAAUUUCAAUUAUUAAAAUGCUAUUUUAUAUAAUUCCUUGUAUAACAUUUAAAACUAUAUAUUUAUUUUAAAAUGUUUAAAUACAGUGAUCAGAGUACCUCUACUCCAUUUUAGACAGAAGUAUUAAUCUUGAGUGAAAGUAACUCAUGUAAUUUCUGACUAAGAAUCACUAUUAAAGUUGUUAGGGUUAUAACAUUAAGUUUAAAAAUGUUUUCCCAGGGGUAAUUUUCUAUUAUACUGUUUUAUGAGCAAAAGAGAAAAAUGACAAAUCCUCUGUAACUAUAGACCCCAAUUUAGAUUUGUUUAUUCAGCUUCCAUAAUAUUGAACACCCAACCAGUUACUCAGCCUUCGCUGAGAAAUCUUAUCAUUUCUGUUUCAACAUAUACCAAAGUAAUCUGUUUGUGCUAAACUAGAUCGUAGAAAACAGAAGUGACAGUGAAGCCAUUAAAAUACUUCUGACUUAAUUUGUGAAAAUAAGAGACAAUGAAGCAAAUAAAAAGUUCUUAAUCUCUUUGCAUAAAACAUUUUUCAUUUGUCAAAACGGUUUUUAUUUUUCCACACUAAAGAACAGGUUUUAUUGUUUUUGAAAAUAAAAUUACAUAGCUAAUUUUGUAUGUGAAGUUCAAAUUUCAUUAAUAAAGUAAAAAUAACAGUGUUUACUGUGAUCGUAAUGGACAGUGUUAAGAAUAUUAUUUACAAUAAAGUUACCCAUUCUAUUAAA